AUACACCAAAAGAGAGCCCUUUUCUUUUUUGGUUUGUUUGAAUAAACACUAGAAAAGAACUUUUUGUAAAGGUUGAGACUUGCUCACUCUUCCUGCUGCUUUCACUCAGGAAAAUUCUUCAUCAUUCUUCCCACAUUCUCUCCCUCUCUCUCUUUCUAUUCUUCUCACAAAGUACUUGUUCUUUCUCUCUCAGUUCAUUUCUUCAAUCCUGUUCCUUUUUUCUCUGGUUUUCCUAUGGUCUUUCAAUGGAGAAGGCCAUUCCAAUACAGCUUCUUUGUGCAAUGCUGAUGCUAGUUUCAGUUUCAGCGGCUGGACAGCUACAAGGCAGAUUGUUUUCGGCCAAAACUGAUGCCGAAGCGCUUAUAUUGUUCAAGAAGAUGAUUCAAGAUGACCCGAACAAAUCAUUAUCCAAUUGGCAACUCAGUAAAGAUCCAUGUACAUGGAAUGGAGUUUCAUGCAAUCUUGGAAGAGUGACUCAGCUGGAUCUUACUCAAGCAGGCCUUGUAGGCCAAAUCACUCUGUCACCUUUUUCAACCAUGGACAAACUGACAGCCCUCAAUUUGUCUGGAAACUCUUUCUUGAUCAAUGCAACAUCUUUGAUGCAGCUUCCGUUUGGAUUGGAGCAGCUUCAAAUGUCUUUGUCUGGGGUUACAGGGCAAGUUCCUGAGGCGUUCUUGGCGAAGCAUCCGAAUCUCAUGUAUGUGAAUCUUGCCUUCAACAAGAUUACUGGUUCUCUGCCUGAGAAUUUCCUGUUAUAUACUGAUAAAUUGCAGUUUCUUGAUCUUUCUUACAAUAACAUUACAGGCUCAAUUUCUAACCUCAAAAUUGAGACCUGCAAUUCCUUGUUGUAUCUUGAUAUGUCCGGGAACCAGAUCACGGGUUCCCUCCCUUUUUCUUUGUCCAACUGCACAGCUCUUCAAGAACUGAAUUUUGCCAUCAAUUUUUUCACUGGUGAACUGCCAGUCUCUUUUGGGGAACUCAAGAACAUGCAAAGGUUAGAUCUUUCACAAAAUCACAUUUCUGGUUGGAUCCCUCCUGAAUUUGGAAGCAUUUGUAAUUCCCUGUUGGAGCUUAAGCUAUCCAACAACAAUAUUACUGGAUCAAUUCCAACUACUUUUUCAUCAUGCUCCUGGCUCCAAACAUUUGAUUUGUCCAAUAACAACUUGACUGGUCCUUUUCCUGAUUCCAUCCUUCAGAAUCUGGGAUCUCUUGAAACAUUGUUACUCAGUAGUAACAGGAUUUCUGGGCCAUUUCCAGUUUCCAUUUCUUAUUGCAAGAAACUGCGCGUGGCGGAUUUUAGCUCGAACAUGUUGUCGGGAACCAUACCACCCGAUAUAUGUCCAGGCGCGUCGUCACUUGAGGAGUUGAGAGCACCAGAUAAUUCACUGUUUGGGGCUAUUCCAGCUCAGUUGUCCAAAUGUUCACAGCUGAAAACCAUUGAUUUCAGCAUAAAUUACCUGAAUGGUUCAAUCCCGGCAGAACUUGGAGAUCUUGAAAACCUGGAGCAGCUCAUUGCCUGGUACAACAGCUUGCAAGGAAAUAUACCUCCAGAAUUGGGAAAAGCCAAGAAACUCAAGGAUCUCAUUCUGAACAACAACUACUUAAGUGGCACAAUUCCAGUUGAGUUGUUCAAUUGUGGCAACCUGGAAUGGAUAUCCCUCACCAGCAAUAUGCUUACUGGGAAGAUCCCAGCCGAAUUCGGGCUUCUCACCAGGUUAGCUGUUUUGCAACUCGCGAACAACAGUUUGAGCGGCGAGAUCCCAAAGGAGCUGGCAAAUUGUACUAGUUUGGUUUGGCUCGACUUGAAUACCAACCGGCUCACCGGCCUGAUCCCACCUCGCCUUGGUAGGCAACAGGGAGCUAAAGCCCUGAGUGGAAUUCUCUCAGGGAAUACAAUGGUUUUCGUUCGAAACAUUGGGAAUUCUUGCAGAGGAGUUGGAGGUUUGCUGGAAUUUGCAGGAAUACGUCCAGAGAGGCUACUCCAGGUCCCGUCCCUGAAAAGUUGUGAUUUCACAAGAAUGUAUUCAGGUCCUGUCCUGAGUCGAUUCACUCAAUAUGAGACGCUGGAAUACCUGGAUCUUUCCUACAAUGAGCUUCAAGGGAAAAUCCCUGAUGAGUUUGGUGAAAUGAUAGCUUUGCAAGUUUUGGUUAUAUCACAUAAUAUGCUUUCAGGGGAAAUUCCUUCAACAUUUGGCCAGUUGAAGAACCUGGGAGUUUUCGAUGCAUCGCAUAAUAGGUUACAGGGUCCUAUUCCGGACACAUUUGCAAAUCUAUCUUUUCUGGUGCAGAUUGAUCUGUCCAACAAUGAGUUAACAGGGCAAAUUCCACAGAGGGGCCAGUUAAGUACUCUUCCUGCCAGCCAAUAUGCCAAUAACCCCGGGCUUUGUGGCGUUCCUUUGCCUGAAUGCCCGAAAAAUUACCAGCAGCCAACAGCAAAUCCAGCUGCAGAUGGCGAGAGAGGCGGCCGAGGCACUCCAGCGACAUCGUGGGCUAAUAGCAUCGUGAUGGGGGUCCUGAUCUCGGUUGCCUCCAUCUGCAUUUUGAUCGUUUGGGCUAUCGCGAUGCGCGCUAGGCACAGGGAAGCAAAAGGAGUGAAAAUGCUCACUAGUCUGCAAGCAACUCAUGCAGCCACAACAUGGAAAAUCGAAAAGGAGAAAGAGCCAUUGAGCAUCAAUGUUGCAACUUUCCAACGACAGCUCAGGAAGCUGAAGUUUUCGCAAUUGAUUGAGGCUACCAAUGGUUUCUCAGCAGCAAGCCUGAUUGGUUCAGGAGGAUUUGGUGAAGUGUUCAAGGCGACUUUAAAAGACGGGUCAAGUGUAGCAAUCAAGAAACUUAUACGCUUGAGCUGUCAAGGCGAUCGCGAAUUCAUGGCUGAAAUGGAAACUUUAGGAAAGAUAAAGCACAGAAACCUUGUCCCUCUGCUAGGAUACUGUAAAAUUGGUGAAGAAAGGCUGUUGGUCUAUGAGUACAUGGAAUAUGGAAGUCUUGAAGAAAUGCUGCACGGGCGAUCCAAAACACGCGACAGGCGAAUCUUAACGUGGGAAGAAAGGAAGAAAAUCGCCAGGGGAGCAGCAAAAGGACUAUGUUUCCUGCACCACAAUUGCAUUCCACACAUUAUACACCGGGACAUGAAGUCGAGCAAUGUCCUAUUAGACCAUGAAAUGGAAGCCAGAGUUUCGGAUUUCGGAAUGGCAAGACUAAUAAGUGCAUUGGACACACAUUUGAGUGUUAGUACAUUGGCUGGAACACCUGGUUAUGUACCACCUGAGUACUAUCAGAGCUUCAGGUGCACUGCGAAAGGCGAUGUUUAUUCGUUCGGGGUUGUGCUCCUGGAACUUCUGACAGGGAAAAGGCCAACAGAUAAGGAAGAUUUUGGUGACACAAAUUUGGUAGGUUGGGUGAAAAUGAAGGUGAGAGAAGGGAAAGGUAUGGAAGUGAUUGAUCCAGAGUUGCAUUCGGGGACGACGAGUACUACUAAAGGAGUUGUUGUUGCAGAUGAAUUAGCAGAAGCAGAAGAAGUGAAAGAGAUGGUGAGGUAUUUAGAGAUAACACUUCAGUGUGUUGAUGAUUUCCCAUCAAAAAGACCAAACAUGCUUCAGGUUGUGGCCAUGUUGAGAGAGCUAAUUACGCCCGGAAGUGCCAACACAAGCAACAGUUCCUGAAUUUGUAACAAUAUCUUCUUUUUUUUUUUUUGUGCCAAAAAGGAAAAGAAAAAAUGGCUGUUCAGGAUGUUUAAAUUUCAUUGUAUUUAAUGGAAAUCUCCAGUUUUUUUGUGUGAGUUUAUUUCUACAAUUAUUAUCAUGAGACCAAAUAUAAGCAGAGGCAACACCUUGUUUUAACCAAAACCACUAAUCUGUGGACAAUGUUGCACUUUGAGGAAU
Messenger RNA from Oldenlandia corymbosa var. corymbosa, 3881 nucleotides. NCBI's taxonomy places the organism in Eukaryota, Viridiplantae, Streptophyta, Magnoliopsida, Gentianales, Rubiaceae. The record is from the annotation of a GenBank genome assembly.